UAUGGCAGGCCAGUUUCAGGGCAUUUUCAGCAUCUCAUGGUCCGGUGCGGUGUCUCUCCAAGCACUUCACGGAACGUGGCACCACAGGAUGAGACACGUCCUAUGGAAUUACAUUUCUGCCACGAUUCCGCACACAAGAUCAUAUUUUGAGCGCGCAAAAGGGCAUUUCGCACGUGCGUGAACUGAGUUUUGUGUAGAAAUGUUCGUCUCGUAAAUAAAAAAAGUAUUUUGAGCAAACGAAAAUCAAUUUUGCAUUUAAAAGAAGUUUAUUUGGAUGUGUGCAGAUGUUUUCUUUCGCGUGUGCAACGUUUCACUUGCUUGCUCUCCUAAUACCCACACUGCGUGCUCCCAAUCACCAAUGGCUCGCAUGCUCAACAUAGAGCGUUACAAUGUGCCACAAUUCCAGCCAAUCAGAGAUGACGCUGCUAAAUUCUGAUUGGCUGGCUUGACAACCAAUCACAAGACUCCCUGCUUUACCGACAGAGGAAGAGGAAAAAUACAUAAGAGGCAUUUGUUCAAUGGCUUGAACACUAUCAAAGUCCCUUUAGGACUAUAUAAAGUCUCUGAUGCUAUUUAUUUUCAAAUUCAAAUGUCUACCACUCGUAGAUUAUUAUUAUUUUUUAAUCAAAAUCAUAUCGUAUUAUUUCCUACACCUCAGUUAACUGGUAAGUAACUUCUUACUGAACUGCAGUAAUUAGAGGGACAGACUUUUGCCCUUUUAAUUAGUUAAGUGUAUAAGCAAGGUACAAAACUUGCCUCUGGAUAUUUAAAAAUAAAACAUAUCAAAUAAAUGCAGAAAUGUAAUGUAGUAAUUAUCAAAAUACGUCACACUAUUUAGGAUGGAUAGUAUGCACAUUGGGAUGCAGGCUUGUUCUAUAAAAAUAAUUACAAAAAUAAUAAAAAUAAUAAAUAAUAAUAAUAAUAAUAAUAAUAAUAAAAUAAAUAAAUAAAUAAAUAAAAAUGUAGGUAACAAUGACAUAUGCAAAUAAGGGACAAGACCCACCCAUGUUUUAAGACCAAUGAUAUUGGACCCACUCACUUUUACCGUCUCUAAUUCAGCAUUUGUCUAAUCCCCCCCCAGUGAUGCUACUCCACAAACCACCAACAGAUCAUAAAAAAUAGCAAAAAUAAAAAUAUUUUUUAAAACAUCGCCAAGUAAAAUGCUGCGUUUAUAAAGAAAUGUCUCUUUACGACCACAACAAACGGGACACUUUUUCAGACGCGCAUUCCAUCUUCGCCUCAGCGCCAGGCGCAAGUCAAACGAGCGCGGAAAAGGUAGCUUCAGUUGAACAACAGUGAACUGUGGUCAGAUGAGAUGUUGUCAGGCUAUGUCAGUAAAGCUCCAAUCAGCCGUUAGGCUAUAGCCUACUGUGCUCGAAGCGUGAACUCAAGAAUUGCUCGCGCAAAUGCGCCGGCGCGCGCUGCAUAUUACUUUAUUAUAGCUUAACUAAAGCGCUAAAGAAACUACGGGCAUGCGCCAUCAUUAUUCUGAGGUAAAUUAAGUCAUGGAAUUACCAAACAUGCGAUUAAAUCUGCCUCAAAACUGUGCAUGCAUGUAUGUAUUUGUUGACAUGGUUUUAAGCUAUUGUUAUCCAAUUUGUUGGCCUUAAAAUGUCUUAAAAUGCAUAUAUGUACACCAAGGAAAUCAAAAUUUUCUAGGGGGAGCAUGCCCCCGAACCCCCCUAGCAUAAUACAUUUUGUGACCUCGGUAAAUAUAAAACCCUGCGUAGGGCCCUGCUUCUUUUCUAUCUAACGAAAUCAAAGGUAAUCGUGUAUCUCUCCAGUUGUGCGCACUUUGUGACUAAACUUUGUAUGCACUGUGUGAUCAAUGUGUGAAAAUAAAUGGGAGCAAAAACGCGAUACCGAUUGAUCUAUCUAUAUAGAUCAAUACCGAUCUAUCUAUAUAUAAAUUGGAGGGAGGACCCACACACCCAAGAUGUAUACUGUACUCAAAAUGAUCUUGCGCGCGCAGAAUUGUGGCAGAAAUGUAAUUCCAUACACGUCCGGCAGAGAGAGAGAUCGCUGGUGGGCGAGGAACGAGGGAACUGGAGCGAUCCGGGGAACGGGAAGCAAGCCAGGCAGGAACAGCGAGAGAACAGUCUGGGCGGCAGAAGGAGAGAGAGAAAAAAAACUAAAAGAAACUCAAACAAGCACUGGAGCCUCAAAACGGGACACAAAACACGAUAUAACUUUUAGUCAAGACAAGAGCAUGGCUGGCCGGAGCGCAAGGUAACGAACACAAACAAUCUGGCACAAGACAACGAACACGAGGGGAUUAAAUAGGGGAAUGAUUAAGGAAGUCAGUUUGAUGACAGGUGAGAGCGGUGAGCAAUAAUGCUGAAGGAAUAACAAGGGGGAGGGGAAAACGCCACAAUGACAGCAGAGCACAUGGCGAUCUGACAAAACAAAACCAUGUGUAUAAAAACAACGAAACGCACAGACAAAAAGGCACGAGACAUGACAGCAUAGGACAGAUCAGAUGGAAGACAUGACAGAGAAGCCUGAGCUUUGACUAUUCCUUAUUAAAAUAAAUAUUUUAUAAGUCUAACUAUCGAGAUUUUAAGUAACUAGAACUUUUUGUACACUACGUACAUCAUAAACCACUAAAAUCGGUUGGUAAACGUAAACAUUAUAUUUCUUUUUAUCCAGAAAAACCGCAGAUUGCCCGUUUACUUGCAUUUGUUUACAGCGCAGUCUUGCCCUCAGCAUGGCAGACGCGUUGACACAGCAACGCCUUCACGGAGAGAAGCCGAAUUUAUAUUUUCAUGGAUUAAUAAGAUACAUUCUGCUCUGUACCCUAUAAAAGACUAUUACAGCCAGAGAGGACUGCGACUGCAACUCAUCAUCAUUUGAACUACUUUUGGUACCACUUCUGAAAUUAUUGCAAUAAAUAAAUGAUUGUGAUUACUCUUCUGUUAUUCUUUUAUUUAUAACACUAUGUAGUUUUAAGAAAUGGUUAUGGGUAGGUUUAGGGGUAGGUUUAGAUUAGUGGCUCAAAAUAUUGUUUUAAUGAUAUAUUGUUACUAAAAUUGUCAUUUUCCUACACAUUUCUGUCCGUUAAGUAGCCUAUUAUUCUUUAACAUUCUGUCUAAAAUGGGUAUGUUUAGGUUCGGGAUUGGGUUUAGGGAUCUUACAUUUAUCUACAAAACGAUAAAAUGGAAAUUAUACAUAUAUCUUCAUAACAUGAAAGAUUGAUAAAUAUUUUACUUUUUCACUGUAAAAACGUGUGUCUCUUUUACGAUUUAGUGCUAUAAAUACGACAAUAUUGUACAUUUCAGCUCCUUUCUAAAUGUACAAAAAUGUAUGUUUUGUGUCUUUGAAAGUUACGUAUUAAUGAGACCAGGCUGUUAAAUCAUGUUAUUUUGGAUUGCAAGUGAAGCAUUUAAUUAGUUUUGUAUUUUUGUAGUUAUUACUGUGCAUAUGGAUAUUCAGUUCAAGGUCUGUCAGGUUAGUUUCUUCUGUUCACUCCUGCUGGUUGAUGUUGAAACUACAAUAAUCUGCUGCCAGAGAGCAUCUUUCUCCAUUCAUGACCAUUCAAAAGUAGCUGCAUAUUCUGAUAAACCAUUGCAAACCACAUAUAAAUGACACAGAUUUGUUGGGCUCCUAAAAGGAACUGCCAUUGAGAUAAUGCUAAUGGAUAGCUUUAUCAACAUAACACAAGGCUUUUGCUUCAGUUAAACAUGAGAUGUCUUUGACACACACUUGUCAAACAGGAAGUGAAACUACAGCCACAGGAAGAGCUUUGAAGCUUCAGUAACUUUUGUAUUUUUCAAUCAGAGGUUAGCAAGGAUUGUUUCUUUAAAAUAUUUGACUUUUCUCCAUAAGUGGAUUAUGAUUAACAUGUAAUAACGUUUUGAAAUUGGUGUAUUAGAAAAAAGGGAGGGAAAUGUAUACAUAUGAUUAAUAUGAUUGUUAUUUUAUAGUUAUUUUCAAAAUCAUUUCAAACAUAUUAUGUUUGUAUUAAUCCAUUUAUGAAUGAUCUAUUGUAACUUUUGGUAUAAUGCACUCAUACUCAUAUAUCUUAUUCAAAGUUCUGCUUUGACCAAAUACAUGUUUGAAUUCUGCUCUCUCUUCUCUAAAGUGAGACAUGUUCCUCUGCACAAAGUCUGGCAUCCGGUUUAAUAUGAACUGCUGCAUGAGUUUAGCAUAAAGUCCAGACAUGGUGAAGAUACUUAUUUGGCUCUCGCUGCUUCUGUAGUGUCAAAACCACAAUGUUUCACUACGCUGGCAGAAUAUAAAACCAAGAGGCCAGAGCUGAUUGUUAGAAAAUAUAUUUUUGACAUUUUUAACACACUCUGCCUGAAAUGAUCUUAAUUUGUGUAUUAAUAUUGGCGAAAUGCAUGCACUGGAGGAGCUCUUGCAUCUCACUCACUCGUCUUCCUUUGAUCUCCUGCAACAUUAAUUUACUCAGAGAUAUUUGGAUUUGGAUUUAGUAAUUUAGUUGUAUAAAAGGGCAACAGAAAGCACUCAAACAUAUUAAAGACAGAUAGAAACAGAGAGAACAGGAAAUGGGUUGUAGUUUGUGAAUUCACUGCUUAUUUCCUGGUCAAAACUGAGAGGCGUUUCACAACUAACACCACACGCAAACACAGACACACAGUCAGUAGAGAGUAGAGUUUGACUCUCAACACAUGAGAUGAGAAACAAAUGUAUUAUUUUAUUCUCCACUGAUAGAUGAGAGCAGUAUUACUGGGUGUUUGAGUUUCAGAAAGUAGUUUGAGGAACUGCUGAGAGUUUCAGACUGAUUUUCUGAACUGAACUGAUGAAGAAAUGAAGUUUCCGCUGACAGUUUGUGUGUUUCUGCUGACGGUGAUCAGUUCACUGUCUGUGGACAUUACAGUGAGAGGAAUGAAGGGAGAAUCAGUGAUUAUGAAGUGCCCUUAUGCUAAAGGAUAUGAGAAGUCUACCAAAUACUUCUACAAAGGACCUUCAAAAAGUGUCCUUAUAAUACAAUCUGAUGGAACAAAGACAGUUGCGACCAGCGGCAGAUUCUCACUGCAGGAUGAUCGUAAGAGUUCAUUUACAGUGACCAUCAGUGACCUGAAGAUGGAAGAUGCUGGACUGUACCGCUGUAGAGCUGGACAUCAUCACUACAAAGAAGUCAAUCUGAAUGUGAUCAGAGGUCCACAGAGACCGAGACCUGUCCAGAUCUCAACAUCCACCAUUCAUCAGUAUACAAACACCAGCACUGAACACAACGACACUGAACACAGCAGCACAGUGUCUCAUCAAACAGAAACUGAAACAAGAACAACAACAGGAAAUACUACAGAUGAAGUCCUUCAGCCAACCACUAACCUGGCUUCUGUUGCUGGCGGUCUGGGUUCGGUUCUGCUGGUUCUGACUCUGUGUUCUGGAACAAUCCUCAUCCUGAAAAAGAGGAAAAGGAAAUGUGGGACAGCUUUAGUUCAGCAAAAUGUGCAGCACAAUACAGAGGUGGGUGUUCAAAUCUUUACCUGUAGAUCAGAAAUACAAAUUAUUGUUUAUUAAUGAACAGAGAGUAUUAUCUGUAUAAACUAGUAAAUUAUUGAUAUAUGU
Messenger RNA from Megalobrama amblycephala (Wuchang bream), 5538 nucleotides. RefSeq names its product CMRF35-like molecule 1. The record is from RefSeq and is a predicted model, not a curated record. The transcript has 6 exons. The coding region runs from base 4771 to 5490 and encodes 239 amino acids. Lineage: Eukaryota; Metazoa; Chordata; Actinopteri; Cypriniformes; Xenocyprididae.